CAACAGCAGUCACAUACCAAAACCUACGUCCGCUUACGGUUUCCGUUUAGCUAGCUCCCAGGCAGCGAUCGAGCGAUGGCUUCCGGUCAGCAGGAGAGGUCGGAGCUGGACCGCAUGGCCCGCGAGGGGGAGACCGUCGUCCCCGGCGGCACCGGUGGGAAAACCCUCGAGGCGCAGGAGCACCUCGCCGACGGGCGCAGCCGCGGUGGGCAGACUCGGAAGGAGCAGCUGGGGGAGGAGGGAUACCGCGAGAUGGGUCACAAGGGCGGGGAGACUCGCAAGGAGCAGCUGGGGGAGGAGGGGUACCGCGAGAUGGGUCACAAGGGCGGGGAGACUCGCAAGGAGCAGCUCGGGGAGGAGGGGUACCGCGAGAUGGGGCACAAGGGCGGGGAGACUCGCAAGGACCAGCUCGGGGAGGAGGGGUACCGCGAGAUGGGGCGCAAGGGCGGGCUGAGCACCAUGCAGGAGUCCGGUGGCGAGCGCGCCGCCAGGGAGGGCAUCGAGAUCGAUGAGUCCAAGUUCAAGACCAAGUCCUAAAUAAUGUAGGUCAGUGUCUAGCUGAGUAGCUAGCUACUAGUGAGCAAGCUGUCUCCUCAUGUUUGUAGUAAUGAAUAAUGUAGGUCAAGGUCAGGUCUUGACAUGACGAGAGAGCACGCAUGUAGGCGAUCACAUGUACUGUGAUCAUGUGUGCUUUAGGUGUCUUAGCUUGUAGCGGUGACCAUGUGUUCUUCAGGUGUCCUAGUAGCUUGUAGUACGUCUCGUUGUGGCUUGUGAGUCAGCUUGCUAAUGUAUGUGAG
Molecule: messenger RNA, 797 nt
Organism: Triticum dicoccoides
Lineage: Eukaryota; Viridiplantae; Streptophyta; Magnoliopsida; Poales; Poaceae
Product: late embryogenesis abundant protein B19.4
Exons: 2
Coding region: 76-537 (153 amino acids)
Biological process (GO): response to abscisic acid
Cellular component (GO): cytosol
Source: RefSeq, a predicted model, not a curated record